GCGAACGAACAUCGAAGCGUUAUAAAAACAAAAACUGCUCGCUGGAAGAUGGGCAACGCCGGCUACACAUGCAUCCGUCGCACCUUUUGCUGGCUCAACAUCAUUUUGUGGCUUUGCAGUUGCGCCUUUCUCGGCGCUGGACUCUGGCUGCGCCUCAGCUACGAGGGCUACGCAACGCUGCUGCCGCAGCAUGCGGGCCUCAGUGCGGACACGAUCUUCAUGUGCAUCGGUGGCAUCGGCUUUGUGGUCAGCUUCUUCGGCUGCUGCGGGGCCUGGGUGCAGUCGCGCUGCCUGCUCGUGCUGUACUUCAUGCUGAUUGUGAUGCUGUUCAUGAGCGAGUUCCUUGUCGGCUCCAUUGCGUUCCUCUUCCGCGGCGGCCUCGGACGCACCCUGGCCAACGAGCUGCGCUUCGGCAUCGAGCGUCACUAUAAUGCCAGCGAUCGGGGCUCCCUGGUGGCACCGUCUGUGGCCGCCAUUUGGGACAGCGUUCAGCAGUCGUUUGAGUGCUGCGGCGUCUCGUCAUUUGAGGAUUGGUACGACAUUCAGUCAUGGAGCGGCAAGCGCUGGGUGCCCGACUCCUGCUGCCGUCAACUGUACGAUCAGCGCCAACUGCUGACGGAGGGCUCCGGCGACGGGCUGGGCGCGAUGCGUGUGGACUGCGGACGAUCGGAGAAUCCGUCGCUGUGGUGGGACAAGGGCUGCGCCCACUCGCUGCAGAACUGGUUCAACGGCCAGCUGAACGUGGUGGGCGCCAUCGGGCUGGGCAUCGCGUUCGUGCAGCUGUUCGGGCUGAUCACCUCGAUGCUGUUGUUCUGCACCGUGAAGCACAAGCGGGCAUCGGACACCUACAAGUCGUACUCCCCAUCCAUAGAUCCGCAGACGCGCACCAGCAGCUGGGAGGAUUGAACUCGAUUGUAGCUAGCGGCGAGAAUUUCUAAAGCGACGCCUCGAUCAAGGCUAUAUAUUGCAUAAUGUUUACUUCUAUAUAGAUGCAUAUAGAUAUCAGCUACUACUUCUUCUUCUUCUUCUUCUACGACUUGUUCAAGUUCUUUUGCGAAAUGUGCCAAAAAUUAAUUUAAACAUUAGUUUCCGUACGCCUUAUUAUAAUAAUUAUUAGUGAUGCAUCAUCCAAAAUCCCAGCUGAGCUCGCCGUUCGUUCGUCUAAUUAGUAUUUCCCUCUUAUUCAGUAUUCACUGUAAGCGACGGUGCGUGCCUCAGCUCAAUUCACUUUAUCCAACUAGCUUUCUGGUAUAUCCAUAUUGUGAUGUGCUCAUCUAGUUUAGAUAGCUCUCCCCAUAUAUAUAGAUCUAUUGGAACGACAACUGCCCGAAGGUUUAUAUAUGGCAUAUAGAUACAAUAUACAGAUAUAUAUCGAUAAAUAUAUAUAAAUAUAUAUAUUAUCGUAUGCGUAUAUAUCAAGCACAUUCCUAAA
Messenger RNA from Drosophila navojoa, 1432 nucleotides. RefSeq names its product Tetraspanin 5D (gene Tsp5D). Lineage: Eukaryota; Metazoa; Arthropoda; Insecta; Diptera; Drosophilidae. The record is from RefSeq and is a predicted model, not a curated record. Gene Ontology annotation, cellular component: plasma membrane.